Neurospora hispaniola is the source of this 1417-nucleotide messenger RNA. RefSeq names its product high-affinity nickel-transport protein-domain-containing protein. Gene Ontology annotation, molecular function: nickel cation transmembrane transporter activity. Gene Ontology annotation, cellular component: plasma membrane. The record is from RefSeq and is a predicted model, not a curated record. Gene Ontology annotation, biological process: nickel cation transmembrane transport. The transcript has 2 exons. Lineage: Eukaryota; Fungi; Ascomycota; Sordariomycetes; Sordariales; Sordariaceae. Bases 90 to 1331 code for a protein of 413 amino acids.
UACGACACCCGACUUCACUUCACCAUCAGCCUCACCUCCAGUCCGAGCUCACUCACCACCACCGCCGCCGCCCUCAAGGUUUUCCCAAGAUGGCCCGCCUCAAACUCCCCCACCUCCGGCUCCCACCACCCCUCUCCUACAUCCCCCGCCCCGCCCUCCACCUCAUCACCCUCCUCAUCCUCAUCAACUGCCUCGUCUGGGCCGGCGUCGGCAUCACCCUGCACUACUUCCCCAAAAUGAUCUCGCCCGCCGUGCUGUCCUACACGCUCGGCCUCCGCCACGCCCUCGACGCCGACCACAUCAGCGCCAUCGACCUGAUGACGCGCCGCCUGAUUGCUUCCGGCCAGCGACCCGUAGCCGUCGGCACCUUCUUCAGCUUGGGUCACAGCACCAUUGUCAUCAUCACUUGCAUCGUGGUAGCUGCGACAAGCGGAGCGCUAAGGGACAGGUUUGAUGGGUUUCAGCGGGUGGGCGGCAUCAUUGGCACGUCUGUGAGCGCGGCCUUUUUGAUUAUCUUGGGAGUGGGGAACGGGUGGGUGUUGUAUAAGCUGGUGAAGCGGUUGCGGGUGGUGUUGAAGGAGCAGAGGGAGCGCAGAAGGAGGGUGGAGGAAGGAGAGGAUUUGCGAGCCGAGGAGGAGCAGGAGGCCAUGAAUAACUUGCAGCUGGAAGGGGCCGGGUUUCUGGCGAGGGUGUUUAGGAGGGUGUUUGCCAUUGUGGAUCGGCCGUGGAAGAUGUACCCGCUGGGUGUACUGUUUGGGCUGGGGUUCGAUACGAGUUCGGAGGUGGCGCUGUUGGGGAUUGCGAGCAUACAGGCGGUGCAGGGGACGAGUAUCUGGUUGAUUCUGAUUUUUCCGAUUUUGUUUACUGCCGGCAUGUGUAUGCUCGACACGACUGACGGCGCCCUGAUGAUGGCCCUGUACACGUCCAAGGCCUUCUCGAGAGACGUGGUGGCCAUCCUGUACUACUCGAUUGUGCUUACCGGCAUCACGGUCGUUGUGUCGGCCUUCAUCGGCGUCAUCCAGAUCCUGUCGCUUGCCUACAACGUGGCCGAGCCGACAGGUCGUUUCUGGGACGGGGUUGAAGCGAUAGGCGAUCACUACGACGUUAUUGGCGGAUGCAUCUGCGGCUUGUUUGUCGUUGUCGGUCUGGCGUCGGUCAUCAUCUAUCGCCCCUGGAGGAAAAAGAUGGAGGACCGGAUGGAUGCAAUGAGCAUAUUGGAUGUCGAAAGCCCGGUCGCGUCGCCCGCUGCGGUUGCGGAUGGUGCUAUCAGCCCGUAUGCCGAUAGCCCGGUGGUUACGCCCUUGGAACGGGUCCCGGAACGGAUUGUUUGAGGGUCGGCAGAAUGAAGGGGGUCUUGGCGAGAACGCAACGAAUAUAAGAAGAAAUUGGAUAUUUGACCAUCUUGGCCAUCAGAUAC